This is a messenger RNA of Osmerus eperlanus (European smelt), 2664 nucleotides long. It is a transcript of the gene pip4k2ca, whose product is annotated as phosphatidylinositol-5-phosphate 4-kinase, type II, gamma a. The record is from RefSeq and is a predicted model, not a curated record. Gene Ontology annotation, cellular component: plasma membrane. Lineage: Eukaryota; Metazoa; Chordata; Actinopteri; Osmeriformes; Osmeridae. The transcript has 10 exons. Gene Ontology annotation, biological process: phosphatidylinositol phosphate biosynthetic process. The coding region runs from base 294 to 1541 and encodes 415 amino acids. Gene Ontology annotation, molecular function: 1-phosphatidylinositol-4-phosphate 5-kinase activity; 1-phosphatidylinositol-5-phosphate 4-kinase activity.
GUGACACAGGUGGGCAAGAAAGGUGACGAGGAUCGUCUUUGGGGUGGACAGUCCACUAAAACUGAGGUUGACUUUCCCGUGGUGCAUGGAUUGGAAUAAGUGACAACUACUAUAAAUUGGAAUUCGGUGUUUGCUUUGCAACAAACACAAAAGGAUUCUGAAGAGAUUUGGGGCUAAAUAUUGUGUCGGUGGUGUGACAUUUGACUAGCGUUGUUUUGUGUGACACACGGGGAAGUGCCAAAGAUCAAUACAGGAAAAAGUCUGACAAGUUCCCACGCACGCAAGGUGCUGUUAUGGCGUCUAACUCGGCAGCUGUUUCCAGUCCAAUGGUCAUACUGGCAGCCAAGACUAAAACAAAGAAGAAACAUUUUGUGCAGCAGAAGGUUAAGGUUUUUCGAGCCAGCGACCCUGUCUUGAGCGUGUUUAUGUGGGGCGUCAAUCAUUCAAUAAAUGACCUAAACCAGGUCCCUGUACCAGUGAUGCUACUCCCUGAUGACUUCAAAGCCAACACCAAAAUCAAAGUCAACAACCACCUCUUCAACAAAGAGACUCUUCCAGGACAUUUCAAGUUCAAGGAAUACUGCCCCCAGGUAUUCCGGAAUCUGAGGGAGCGAUUUGGGAUUGAGGACCUAGACUACCAGGUGUCGCUGACACGCAGCCCCCCAGUUAGGAGUGGGGAUGCCCAGGGGGAGGGGCUCCUGCUCAGCUCCUAUGACAGGACGCUGGUGGUGAAGCAGAUCUCCAGUGAGGACGUGGCCGACAUGCACAACAUCCUGUCUGAGUACCACCAGCACAUCGUGAAGUGCCAUGGCAGCACGCUGCUGCCUCAGUUCCUGGGCAUGUACCGGGUGAGCGUGGAGAGCGAGGAGACCUACCUCAUCGUCAUGAGGAACAUGUUCAGCCACAGACUGGUGGUGCACAGGAAGUAUGAUCUCAAGGGUUCCCUGGUGUCUCGGGAAGCAAGUGACAAAGAGAGGGUAAAAGAGCUUCCCACAUACAAGGACAUGGACUUCAGGAACAACAUGCAGAAGGUGUAUGUGACCGAGGAGCAGAAGGAGAAGAUCAUGGAGAAGCUCAACAGAGAUGUGGAGUUCCUGGUCAAGCUGAAGAUCAUGGACUACAGCCUGCUGCUGGGCAUCCAUGACGUGGGGCGUGCCGAGCGGGAGGAGGAGGAGGGCGAGGAGCCCCCCAACGAGGAGGACCAGGACUCUGAGAACGGCCUGACACCCGCCCCCAUGGUGGGCUCCUACGGCACCUCACCCGAGGGCAUCGCUGGCUACAUGUCCUCCUGCAAGCCCCUGGGCCCGGGGGAGUUCGACCCCUACGUGGAUGUCUACGCCGUCAGGAGCGCCGCUGGUUCCCCCCAGAGAGAGGUGUACUUCAUGGGGCUGAUCGAUGUUCUGACACAGUACGACACCAAGAAGAAAGCCGCUCACGCAGCCAAGACCGUCAAACACGGGGCUGGUGCCGAAAUCUCCACUGUCCACCCAGAACAGUAUGCCAAAAGAUUUCGCGAUUUCAUCUCAAAUAUUUUUGCCUAGCACUUGAAACACUAUGUCCACCAUCGGUACAACUUCCAAUCAGAGAGCUUCUUUUUUCUUUUCUUUUUUUUUUUACACCUUGACUGACAUGUUACCUUUACCUGUUGUACAUCACCAACAUUGACCAAAAAUCACAGAUGGUUCUUAAUAUCAUAUAAUGUGUGCAACUGUUUCCAUUGUUGUAAUAUACUACUGAUGCAUAUUUAUUUCUAGAUUGAAAACUGUGUCAAAUGAAGUCCAUGUGUAGAAGCACUCUGACUUUGAAACAGAAGGGUACCUGACAAUAUAGAGCUACCUAUGUGUCUUCUGGGAGGUGUUACACUAAUUCAUACAGUACACUCCUCGGUGUACAACAAAGAAGGAUUGCCAGGUUAACAUUUUAAGAGAUGAAAAUGUCCUUUUCUACUUAGUUGCUGAAAAAACGUAAAUAUCCAUUUCUUCCAAGUAGCAUUCUGUCAGUUGGACAGGGGGUUUUGUAUGUAAAGUUUGAGUAAAGUUAGUUGGCUCACUUGGACAUCCUGCUCUGUGGAGACAGACCCUCCCGUAAUCCACUAGGAGCUGAAUCAACACGGGAUGUGGGCCAUUUCAUGGCCGAACACUUUGUAUACAUGCGCAUAUUCAGAGGGAAAGUGGUAGUGGAUGUUCCAGGCAGCUCCCCUCCCACCGACUCCUAACUAAGAACAGCAUUCCAGCUCCCUGUACCAGGGGAGCACCAGCCCAGAGCUUGUUGAACAACUCUUCCAAUCAACCUUCUGGAGCUUCUGUGCUGACUGUCAAACUAAGCAUACAUUUUAAAGAUGCACUACAAGAACAGAUGGAGUAGAAAGGAAGACCUGUAGAGCUAGACUCACUGGGUUUCCAGUUAGAAUAUGGCUGUUUUCUGGUAAUAUUUGCUGAGAUUUCACAGUACUAGCGUAGGUAUAUCAUGUUAAAUUAAUUGAACUUCUAGCAGUAGGUGAUAUUUCAGCUGCUUUAUGCUAUUAGCCUUCUGUGACGUUACUACUACAAUAUCUGAAUACACUGGACAAAUGGAGUAGACACAUUAUGUGUUUGUUGAUUGCACAUCAUGUAUUUUUGCAAAAUCAGCUUUUGGACCAAAUAUAUUUUACAAAGAUUUUCUGAA